This is a messenger RNA of Caenorhabditis remanei, 948 nucleotides long. RefSeq lists its product as uncharacterized. The transcript has 3 exons. The record is from RefSeq and is a predicted model, not a curated record. Bases 1 to 948 code for a protein of 315 amino acids. NCBI's taxonomy places the organism in Eukaryota, Metazoa, Nematoda, Chromadorea, Rhabditida, Rhabditidae.
AUGAAGAAAUUGGUACAAAGAAUAAGAUUAAGACCGAAGAAAAUAAGAUACUCUUUGGAUGAUAAUGAGACUCAGAUUUCUGUCGGAUUUACAGAUAGUGAUGAGAAAUUACAUCACAUGGCAAAAGUCAAACACGUCUCAUAUAUUCCUGUCGACGAAAUGACAUCACAGGAACUGGGAGGAGAAAGAAUCGAAUGCAGAUGUUCCAAAAACUCAUCGACAGAAGUAUUUACUUUCACUUUGGAACACCUCGAAGAGAAUGAAAAGAACGUGCUAGUAUUACUUCAGAACCAUUGCGCAUAUUUGUUCUCUAACAAGCCACGUAUUCAACUAGAAAUUCAUUCCGUCGCGACUCUGAUGUUAUCUGGAAUUAUUAACGAUGUCAAGGACACAAGUUUCAUUUGCGAAAAAUUGAAUACCUCCGACAUUAAGCGUUAUUUAAGAAUACACAGUAAUCAUGAAAGUGUUCAAGUUCGUUCCAGAUGUCAGGGUAGAGUUUUUACCAGAAAGUCUAAAUUAUUGAAAAUAGAAGGAUUGUCUAUUCUGCGAACUGGUGCUAUGACUCCUACAAUCAUGCAUAAUUUUUCUGGUCGUUUCUUGCUACUUCAGAAUUCAGUUCUUUGUUACCAACAAUGGAGUGAAGUAAUUCGCAAGUGGAAAAAUAAAGAAGCAUACCACAAACUGCAUGCACUGAUUGCAAAUAACCCAGAGCCCCUUUCGAAUGUCUUAAAUUGGAUUCCACUUUUAAGAGAAUUCAAUGCACUUCAGUGGGACGGUUCGAGAAGACCGCAAUAUUUCAAACUCGAUCCUAAAACAAUCCACUUUCCACAACGUGAUCCUGAGGAUAUCGACUGCACCGAUUGGCUCGAUAUUGAACAAGAUGGUGGAAACAAAUGGGCUUCAAUACAGAUGACUGCCGCUCAAAUACGAUUUUUUGUAUGGAAUUGA